AUGGCUGAGUUUCUUACUUUUGCUGCCCAGGAAUUGCUGAAAAAAGUGGCUUCACUUGCCACUCAAGAGUUCACUCUUCUAUGGGGAUUCGAGGGAGAAUUGGCAAAUCUGCGUGACUCACUGCUCUUUCUUGAAGCUGUGCUACGAGAUGCGGAACAAAAGCAACAAGAUCAGGGCGAGGCUGCCAAGCUCUGGUUGGCGAAGUUGGAAGACAUAGCUCAUCUUGCCGAUGAUGUGUUAGAUGACUACGGGUAUGAGCUUCUCCGGCGUAAGGUGGAACUGCGAAACCAGAUAAAGAAAAAGGUGCUAAACUUCUUUUCCCUCUCCAAUCCCAUUGUAUUUCGUGUUAAAAUGACACAGAGAAUUAAAAAAAUCAACACUUCUCUGGAGGAUUUGGGUAAAAGGGCAACUGGGUUCGGGUUUGUUGAUAGGCCUCCCUUGGAGGCACCAAGCUCAUAUGACAGAAGAAUCGAUAGGGAAACCUACUCUGAUUUCAAAAUAGACGAAAACAUUAUCAUUGGAAGGGAAGAUCUUGUGAAAGAUAUAGUGAAAGACUUGACUAACUCAAACAACAAUAAGGAAAAUGAUCUUUCAGUUCUGGCCGUUGUGGGAAUGGGAGGACUUGGGAAGACCACUUUGGCUAAAUCUGUAUAUCAUGAUGACAUAAUAGAGCAACAUUUUCAACAGAAAAUAUGGGUUUGUGUAUCUACACCAUUUGAAGUCAAGUCAAUUUUAAGGGGGAUUUUGGAGUCUCUUCAACCUGCUGCAGUGCAAACUAUAGAGGGAAUAUGCAUAAUCCUUAAAAAGGAGUUGAAAGAGAAGAGGUAUUUACUCGUGCUCGAUGAUGUUUGGAACGAAGAUGCUCAAAAAUGGGAAGAAUUGAUGGGUUGCUUGGUAAACAUCACUGAUAGCCAGGGAAGCAGCAUCCUUGUCACCACCCGCAGCGACAAAGUUGCAAAAAUUGUGGAGACUGUUCCUAGACGUGAUUUGAAGAAACUAACAGAUGAUGAAUGUUGGCUCGUCCUGAAGGACCGAGCAUUUCCAGUUGGGAGUGAUUCUAUUACUGAAGAUCAAGAAAAUAUCGGCAGGGAGAUCGCUAAAAAGUGCGGAGGUGUACCAUUACUAGCAAAGGUGUUGGGAAAUAUGAUGCGUUCUAAAAAGUUUGAUGAAUGGCAAUCACUUGUGGAAAGUGGUAUAUGGAAAUUACCGGAGGCAGAAAGCAGAAUAAUGGCAAUUUUGAAAUUGAGUUUUGAUGAAUUGAAAUCUCCAUCAUUAAAACAGUGUUUUGCGUACUGCUCCAUGUUCAUUAAAGAUUCUCAACUUCAAAAGGACGACUUGAUCCAACUUUGGAUGGCUCAAGGAUGGCUUCAAGAGAUGGAGGACCAAGGUAAUGAAUAUUUUAAUAUUCUGUUACAGAACUCAUUCUUUCAAGACGUGAUAAGAGAUUAUCUCUAUGGUGAUAUAAUCGCAUGCAAGAUGCACGAUCUCGUUCAUGAUCUAGCUGAACAUGUUUCAAAGUCGAAGCACUUCCGCUCCUCAUUUUCCUGUGAAACCCUCAUUGACAACAACUUAGAUGGAUUUAAAGCUCUACGUGUUUUGAAUCUACACAAGGCAGACAUUCAGGAGUUGCCAGAUUCAUUAGGAAAGUUGAAACACUUGAGGUAUUUAAAUGUUAUGGGAACAAAGAUCAGAGCAUUUCCCAAAUCAUUGGGUCAGCUUUUUAACCUUCAGACACUUAAAAUGCCUGACCGCCUUGAAGAAUUCCCCAAGGAAAUUGCAAAUUUGAUCAACUUGCGACAUAUUUACUUCGGUAGACGUGUGAAAGUUCCAGCCAGGAUAAAGAAGAGGCAGAGAAGGCCAAUUUAA
This is a messenger RNA of Fragaria vesca subsp. vesca, 1866 nucleotides long. Its product is annotated as putative disease resistance protein RGA3-like. The record is from RefSeq and is a predicted model, not a curated record. Gene Ontology annotation, molecular function: ADP binding. The transcript has 3 exons. The coding region runs from base 1 to 1866 and encodes 621 amino acids. Lineage: Eukaryota; Viridiplantae; Streptophyta; Magnoliopsida; Rosales; Rosaceae. Gene Ontology annotation, biological process: defense response to other organism.